UAACUAGACGCUACCUAGGUGCAUCCAGCAGUCGAACGGUCGACACGGGGCGCCGAAGACUGUCUGGAAAGCUGUGAGUGAACUUUGUCAACCUCGAUGUUACCUUUGCUGCCAAUGUAUUCGACCUUCUCCGCCCUUGAUACCCAGCCUCAAUCUUGUGCUCAAUCCAACAUUCCAAAUCGAGCCUUCAGCCUUUUUCGAAGGACGACGCGCAAACAACUUUGCUUCCGACCCGUUGACCUUCUUGGUUCGACAGCCUGCGGUCUCCCCUUUCAGACAUUCGGAGCUGCUGAGCCAGUCCGAUUUCGCUAUUGUUCCUCCUAGGUGGAAACGCCCCGUGACUCGGUCCAAGUGUAUUGACGUGUCGAGAACUCUAUUGAGGGCGGACUCGGCAGUAUAAAACCCACGGAAGACUGCUCCCCCACCUCGAAGACGCACCUGAGCAGUCUUCCAUGUUUUCCCAUUGCCAUCAAGAUUGAAGAAGAAGAACACAUGCAGCAAGAACAUGACCGGACACCACAUGAUACAAUGGACCAGCAGCCUUCCGCCCCGUCAACGCCGGGACGAGAUAUUUCGCUCUCGAGACGACCGUCGAACUCUUGUAGUUCCACGUUUCCAGCUCGUGCGCAGCAGGCCAUAUCAGACUCGAAUCCUUACUCCCCUUGGUCACGGAAAUCGAUAUUAUGCUUAGACGGAGGUGGCAUGAAGGGGUACUCGACGCUACUCAUCCUAAAGCGCCUAUGCGUCAUAAUCGAAGAAAUCGAGACGGGACGACGUCCGAGAAUCAACGGCAAAGAUUACUUUGAGCUCAACACCAGCAGCGCCGAUUACCCUUGGAACUGCGACACAUUUGGAAUACGACCGAAGCCUCAUGCAUUUGGUCCCAACGACAUCAUUCGGAAAGAGACGCGGGGGCAGAUUGCAGAAUCCGUAAAGCGGACAUUCGACCCCGCAGACGGCGAUCGGACAGGCGACUUUCUUCUACGACACUACUUCGAUUAUACGGCCGGGACCAGUACCGGGGGGCUAAGCGCCAUACUGCUGAGCAGAAUGGGCAUGUCAAUUGAUAUGGCCCUUGCCCAGUACGAUGUCAUAGGGAACUCCGUAUUCGGUCGUCCACGCCUCCUCAACCGUGCUUCUAAGGCCAUGGAUUUUAUCCAGUCCAAAUAUUCAGCGAAGCAGAUGGAGGAUGCGAUCUGCCAGGUGAUUGCGAACGGGCUCAAGACUGAACUCAGCCAUCGGAAAAUUCGUCCGGACGAAGCCCCUUUUCAGACCGACUCUCCUGGGUCCCGAACUAUGGUGAUUGCUUAUGGACAUGCGAAGAAGAAGAACGUGGCCAAGGAGUAUCUUUUUAGGACCUACCUCCACAAUUACCCGUCGCCAGCUCUGGAUCGGCAGGCUCGACGAAAGCAUCUGAACCCAGGUCUGGCGAAUCCUCUCCCCUUGUAUAAGGUCGCGCGAGCAACAUCAGCAGCACCGAAAUACUUCCCAAAAGUCGAUAUCGGCGGCCGGUCAUAUCUCGACGGUGGGAUGGUCGCCAAUAAUCCGUCUCGACUAGCACUCAAAGAAGUGGAACAAAUGCACGAACAGUUACCGAAGCUCCUGCUUUCGCUUGGAACGGGGAUGCCGGACGACUACGAACGGCUAGAUCAAGACGCCCUUCUCCACGGCAGCUACAUGAUCCGGGGGUUCGGCGACACGUUAAAGGCAAUUAGCAUGCUGGUGACGCAAACCGAAAAGAUCCACGACGAUAUGUCCGACUUGCUAGCGAACCCACGACAGCGCCCGGGAGGCGUCCAUCGCCAGAAGACCGAGUACUUCCGCUUCAAUGUGGUUGGCGACGCAGGCGAGAUUCCUCUGGAUGAUUGGAGAGGCCGUAACGGCGAGGUUACGAAGGCUCGAAUCCGAGGCAAUGUCAUGACGUACCUUUCCAACCAGAGUGUGCAUGAAGAGCUCAUCAAGUGCGCACAGAUUCUGGUGGAGACCCGACGAGCUCGAGCAGAAACCGAGCGAUGGGAAGCAUUUGCUCACGAGUUUGCCUACUUCUGUCCAGAAAAGUCCUGCGAGAAAGCCAGCGCCUCCCGGAUCUGGUUCACUCGCGACGAACUCCGCGAACACGGAACUCAAGAGCACUACUACAUUUCCAACAUUCCCAUUGCCAACCAGAAAGACUACCCGCAUGCAUGCCUCUUCGACAGUUGCCGUCAUGCCGUGACCAUUUUCAAAACCCUCGAUGAGUUCCGCUCCCACCUCAUGAGAGUUCAUCGGAUCGGCCGACCCAUAUUCAAAACGGUCGAGGAAAUGGAACGAUGGCUUGACCACGGCCGGCGAACUAAGAAAUGGGCAGUGGACCGCGCUGACUCGAACCCGCAGAAACUCAGCCACAAGAGGCACGACGACCUAUUUCCCAACCCGCAACAGCUCGAAUGCCAGCAGCCGGCGCGGCCGCCAGCGCAACAUCCUCACCUCGAUCACUUCGUUCCCCAACGGGCAUCUCUCCGUCUCCACCCGUAA
Molecule: messenger RNA, 2514 nt
Organism: Eremomyces bilateralis CBS 781.70
Lineage: Eukaryota; Fungi; Ascomycota; Dothideomycetes; Eremomycetales; Eremomycetaceae
Product: FabD/lysophospholipase-like protein
Exons: 3
Coding region: 493-2514 (673 amino acids)
Biological process (GO): arachidonate metabolic process
Cellular component (GO): membrane
Source: RefSeq, a predicted model, not a curated record